Molecule: messenger RNA, 1367 nt
Organism: Daphnia carinata
Lineage: Eukaryota; Metazoa; Arthropoda; Branchiopoda; Diplostraca; Daphniidae
Gene: MRG15
Product: mortality factor 4-like protein 1
Exons: 11
Coding region: 76-1146 (356 amino acids)
Biological process (GO): regulation of DNA-templated transcription; chromatin organization
Cellular component (GO): NuA4 histone acetyltransferase complex; nucleus
Source: RefSeq, a predicted model, not a curated record
CUUUGCUGAAACAGUGCACCAGCGCACCCAUAGGUCACGUGACGUGCAAUUGUUGAGCGUCUGCUUUGAACAAAAAUGGGUCCCAAAGCUCAACAGAAGCCAGCAACAGAAUUCAAAUUUAAAGAAGGUGAAAGGGUUCUAUGUUUUCACGGGCCUCUGCUUUACGAGGCCAAAAGCUUGAAAGCCGAAGUUAAGGAUCAACAGAACAAAUAUCUGAUACAUUAUGCUGGAUGGAAUAAAAAUUGGGAUGAAUGGGUGCCAGAAAACCGUGUGCUGAAGUACAAUGAUCAAGCCCUGCAAAAACAAAAGGAAUUGCUCAAAGCCCAUGAAGCUACAUCGAAAGGAAAGAAACAGAUCAAAGGUGUUUCUACUCCUGUCGGUAAACCUUCAGGGCGCAGAUCAGAACCAUCCAAAGGUGGAGGCAACCUGUCAGAUGCCAAUACAUCAGGCAAGGAAACAGAUAGUCGCUCAUCUACGCCAUCACUUCAAGAAAAACCAGCUAAAAGACCAGCCAUUUCUUCUACAGCUGCACCUUCUACCAACAAUUCCGGUGCAUCUUCUUCUGAAAGCUCAAGAAAAAAGACUAGACCUGAUUCUACUGUAGAAUCGGAAGAGCAGUUUUUAUCCAAGGUUGAAGUGAAAAUAAAAAUUCCAGAUGAACUGAAACCCUGGCUUGUUGAUGACUGGGACUACAUUAAUCGACAAAAAAAGUUGGCAAAUUUACCAUCCAAAGUCCCGGUUGACACCAUUUUGGAAGAUUACAUCAAGCACAAAAGCAGUAACCGAGCAACCACCCCAAGCAAAGAGAGUGCCAUUCAGGAGGUCAUGGCCGGCCUGAAAGAAUAUUUCAAUGUGACGCUCGGUUCAUCGUUGCUGUAUAAAUUUGAAAGACUACAAUAUGCUGAUAUUUUGAAGAAUCACCCUGACAAAUCGAUGAGCCAUAUUUAUGGAGCCCCUCAUCUUUUACGAAUGUUCACCCGUCUCGGAAGUAUGUUAGCGUACACUCCACUUGAUGAAAAGUCGAUCCAGUUGCUCCACGUUCACCUCCAAGAUUUUUUAAAAUACAUGGGACGCAACGCUUCAACGCUGUUCAGUGCUCAGGAUUAUGGCAACGCAUCGGCGGAAUAUCACCGCCGCGCUUGCUGAAUUCUACGUCAGUGUACUUCUUCAUAUUUCAUUAAAAAUUUUUAUUUUUUUUUUCAUUUUCGUCGAAAUUUUUUUUUUCCAUCAAAUGUCUCACACAUAUAAACGCCCUGAUUUGCAAUCUGGAAAACUUUAAAAAGGAAUCAAAGGUUUCGAGUAGGUUCCGAUGUGGAACACAAUGACUCGCCAUCUUCUGAUCGUAAUACAUUCAAUUGUUAAGCGGU